Molecule: messenger RNA, 8434 nt
Organism: Synchiropus splendidus (mandarinfish)
Lineage: Eukaryota; Metazoa; Chordata; Actinopteri; Syngnathiformes; Callionymidae
Gene: jade2
Product: jade family PHD finger 2
Exons: 14
Coding region: 622-3294 (890 amino acids)
Biological process (GO): regulation of transcription by RNA polymerase II
Cellular component (GO): histone acetyltransferase complex
Source: RefSeq, a predicted model, not a curated record
UCUCCCCGCGCUACUCAGACGAGGAAGUGCAGUUUUGCGGUGACAGUGAAUUGAAAGUACGCCAUAAAUAUGGCGCCAAAAGAGUUUUCAAGCUGAACGCAGGAGCCCAUUUUUGGCAGCGCGGUUCAUUCCGGAGCAGACGGAGAAGUGGCUGCAGGAGCGGAGCCGCCGGUGAGCGAGUGCGGAGCGCCGCGGACGUCCAGGGGGGGCAGCCGGACCGGAGAAGCUCGGUGCCGUUUGGUUCGGGUAGGAGGGACGUUGCGAAACUGGACCUUUUUCCGACUCAUCAUCUGGAUAUAUAGCGGGUUUUGUUUCCCCGCUGCGACCCGUCGCCCCUGCUCGCAUCCCGCGUGUGGAGGAGGAGGUUUUUGGGGGCGCGUUCGGCGUGUUUUGGGGAAAUGCGACAUGCCUUCCUCCGGUGCGCGCACCUCGCCGCCUGCAGCACCGUGACCCGCAGCAUCUUGUCGUGGCCGACUUUGAGCGACUCUCACUGACUCUGGUCUCGUGGAUUAUCGUUUUUAUUGCUGAACUUGGUGAAGAAGAAGAAGAAGAAGGGGAGGAGGCGACGCUGCUGUCACGGCGCUCACCGCACACAUGACUCCCUGAUCGCCUGGAACCGAGAUGGAGAGCGAGACGAAGCGGAGAAAAUACUCCACCAGCAGCAACGACUCUGACACCACAGACAGUCAGGUGACAUCGUGGUCCAGGUCCCCCAUGAAUACAGGAACCAGCAGCACGUGGGUCCGCCACCAGCACAAGAAACCUUCAGAGGUUUUCCGCACAGACUUCAUCACGGCCAUGAAGCUUCCAGACUCGUCGCAGCUGGGCCCCGAUGACUUCUACGUGCUGUCGGACCCGUGGCGGCAGGAGUGGGAGAAGGGAGUGCAGGUGCCGGCCAACCUAGAGGCCAUUCCGGAACCAGCGGUCAGGUUGAUGGUGGAGUCGCCUCGAAACAGGCAGUACUCAGGAGGUCAGUCGCCCCCCACUCAACUCUACAGCUGCUACGACCUGGACGACCUGGAUGUGGCCUGGCUGGACCUGGUCAACCAGGAGUUCAGGAAAAUGGCCCUGCCAGAGUUGGACGAGCUGACGAUGGAGUGUGUCCUGGUGGAGCUGGAGAGUCUGUGCGAGGACAAGAUGCAGCAGGCCAUCGAGACCGAGGAAGGGCUGGGCAUCGAGUACGACGAGGACGUGGUGUGCGACGUCUGCCGCUCGCCUGAAGGAGAGGACGGGAACGAGAUGGUCUUCUGUGACAAGUGCAAUGUCUGCGUUCAUCAGGCCUGCUACGGCAUCCUCAAGGUUCCCCAGGGGAACUGGCUCUGUCGGACCUGCGCUCUGGGCGUCCAGCCCAAAUGCCUGCUCUGCCCCAAGAGAGGAGGAGCACUUAAGCCCACCCGCAGUGGAACCAAAUGGGUCCACGUCAGCUGUGCCUUAUGGAUCCCCGAGGUGAGCAUCGGCUGCCCGGAGAAGAUGGAGCCCAUAACCAAGGUGUCCCACAUCCCCGCCAGCCGCUGGGCUCUGUCCUGCAGCCUGUGUGGAGAGCACACUGGGACAUGCAUCCAGUGCUCGAUGCCCUCUUGUAUUGUGGCCUUCCACGUGACGUGCGCCUUCGACCACGGACUGGAGAUGAAAACCAUCCUGGCGGAAAACGACGAAGUGCGCUUCAAGUCCUUCUGUCUGGAGCACAGCUGCUCCUCGGGCAGCAGCAACCCAAGCACCACCAGCGCCUACAACUCCACCACCACCAGUGCAAACAACGCCAACGGCACCACGUCCCACACAGGGGACAGUGCCACCGCCGCCGGCCCCGAGCCGCGACUGAACCAGCAACCGCAAUCGAACGGCUGCGCCGACCAGGAGCAACGGUUGGUGCUGUUUCCCGUCUCGGCGUCGGAGCGGGCUGAGCGGGACCAGCUGGAGAGGGAGAAGGUGAGCCAGAGGAAGCAGAAGCUGCAAGAACUGGAGGAUGAGUUUUACCAACUGGUGGAUCCAAGGGAGGUGGCGGAGAGCCUGGAUCUGCCUGCGACACAGGUGGACUUCCUCUAUCAAUUCUGGAAGUUGAAGAGGAAGGCGAACUUCAAUCGACCUCUGGUGACGUUAAAAAGAGACGAAGUGGACAACCUGGCCCAGCAGGAGCAGGACGUCCUCUACAGGCGCCUCAAGCUCUUCACUCAUCUCAGACAAGACCUGGAGAGGGUGCGAAACCUUUGCUACAUGGUGACGCGGCGAGAGAAGAUGAAACACAGCAUGUGCGACCUCCAGGAGAAGAUCUUCCACCUGCAGGUGCAGCUGCUGGAGGAGAACAUGGCAGGAGCAGAGAAAAGCCAGAAAGGAGAGAAAAGGAAGCAGAGUGGGGUGAAGGAGAAAGGAAAGGAGAGAAGGAAGAACAGUCCAGAGAAGAAGAAAGACAGAUGGAAGACAGGGAGCGACUCGCUGCUUAAGGAGCUCGGUCUGUCCAAGUCCUUCCCAUUGGACAACUCCCUGUUCGACAGCUGGCUGGCCCAGUCGGUUCAGAUCACCGCAGACGACAUGCUCAGCCAGUGGGCCCUGGGGGCCCAGCAUGGGGACAAGAGCGCCAGUCUUCUCUCUGACCAGCUGCUGCAGGGGGAGGAGAGCCUGCUGAACCUGAUGAUGGAGAACUCCAUGCAGUCCACCUGGAAAACACCUCAGCUCGGACGCAAAUCCCGAGGGAGCAACAAAUCACGCGCUCGUGGCAACCAGCAGCGAACCAACUCGUCGCCGAGCCUCCUCACGGCUGCCGCCGCGUCUUCUGUCACCAGGGCUAAAGGUCUGUGGCACGGCGUUGCGGCGGACAAGACCAGCUGCGGAGAGCGAACCCGGAGCUCCUCGAAGGCUUUGCACCAUCACUACCUACAUCACCACCAGACCCGGAGCUCGGACCUGCACAGGGACCCGGCACCACAGCCUCCUAUCUCCAAAAUGGACUCCUGUCACAUCUCCGAGGAAGCUGGCCAGUGGGGGAACGGCCUCAUGGGAAAUGGAUUAGCUCCACCGCCAGAUCCCGGCCCUACGGCGGCGGACACUGUUCGGCUUCUCCGUGUGACCCCUCGCCUCCGGUUGUCCCGGCAGAAUAAAGCAAGGGGGCGGAGCUCGGAGGCCACAGACCUGGCAGAGAGGGACUCCUCACUCCUGGACGCCACAGAGAACGACGGCUACUUCUCGGAUUGUGAACAAAGCAACGUUGACUCCCGCGCCGCUGGACGCAAACUGCGCCUAUCGCAAUUACAUUCCGGUAACAAGGACCUUCUGAGGCGGAGCGUGUUGGCGUCCUAGAGCGCACUUGCUUCACACACCACUCCAUUGGCUGAUUGUGUCUCCAUCCCAGUGACGUGACACCAACACGGACGGCUUGUUCGACCAAAGCCUCGCCAGUGGAUCAGCUCUUGCUCUGAUUGUUUGGGGGAAUAUGAAUGUAGCUGUUUGCCUCUUUUUGCUGUCAGUUUUCCACGAGAUUCUUCAGCAAAUUAAGAACUGAACAUCAUUUUUAGUCCUUUUGGUUUUUCUAUCUCCGAUUCCUUUUUUUGGUCCUUUGAAAGUACAAAGUCUCAGCCGGACUAUGGAACUAACACUUUGGGGCAUUAUUAUUAUUAUAAUUCUUAAUAUUCAAGCUGGUUUCAGGGUCUUCUUCAGUCCCGGUCCUCGCGACAGCGACCUUGUUUUCUUGGAUAUGAUCAGUGGACCGACGAUUCCACACUUACUCACAAUUUGUGCAGAGAUAACAAGAAGUAUUCAGGCUUGAAAAGCACAACUCGACAGACACAAACACUGGUGUGUCGGAAACUAGCAGGGUUGAGGUCAUGACUCGUUGAAUUGAGAACCGAAAGGUUGUUGACUAUUGAUGGUAAAGGAAAAACUGCAUUCUAAGAAUCAUUAUCUAUCAAAUCAAUUCAUAUUUUUAUUGAAAUGGAGCCAUUUUAACUUAUAUUUUAGCUGACCAGCAUUGACUUGUUUGGAGCCGCUUGUCCUUUCCAUAGCGUCCUCUACUGUUCUAUCCUUUAAACAUAACAAUAUUUUGUAUAGGAAUGGUCUACAAUUUAAGCUCACCACAAUUUUUUUAAAGAAAUAUUAAAUUACCUGGAGGUAUGAGAUGAAAUAUAUUUUUGCAUCCCACCAAAAAAGGCUAUCGUCCGAGUUGGUCAGUCAUGAAAUUCAAUUUCAAGGUUUUUUAAACAAAAUUUUCGUUAAAAAAUGACAUUUUCUGAAAAUGAUUAUUUAAAAUAUCACUUAAGCUCUCAUAACUAUUCUAAAAACUUGAGUUGUUGCAGUGCAAUAUGGAGCUUGAGAUUGGCACCUUUGACAUAUGAAGUAUCUGGCAUUGUUGACACGACUGGAGGCUGAAGUUAAACUACACUGAAUGCAACACAGUGGUAUGAUUCAAUGAGAUUGGAGACAUUGAAUUCAACUUUAAAGCUUCAAUUGAAUUCUUAGGUGCAGAGUCACACAGGAGACUGUCCAGGGCUCAGGAUACGACAAGUCUCACCCACAGAACACGGUUGUCUCCCGCCCCCUGCAGGUGAAUCGGACCAGCCUUGGCUGUAUUUCAGCAUGUACAUGGUUUGGCUUUUCAACUGACCGUCGAUUCAAGUCGGGCGACCUCAACCCUGGAUCUUUAGUGAUUGUCACCCUUAAAGCUUUUUUCUCAAAUGUUUCCUCUGACAUUUGUGUUGCUGCUUUUAUUUUUAUUUUUUGAUUCUUCUGUUUUGGUUUCAGAAACUUUGCAGAACGUUCACCCUUUGAAACUCUCGUGCCUUCUGUCGCUCGCUCUGUGUCCCUUCGACCUUCUCAAUCAAUCAAUAAGUGGAUCAAUCAGUCGUUUCUCAAUCUAAUUUGAAAACAAUCACGUAGAAAAGAUAAGCCAGUGGAGCCGGAUUGUCACCUUAACAAAUAUCGAGUGCCUGAAAAUUGAAGGAUGUAAGCAGCGUUUGCCAAUAAUCACCCCAGCAUCCACGCAGAGCCACAGUGCAAAGAGCUGCUCCCCCCUGUGGCAGGUCAGAGCCGGCGCCAGCAAGGGUUCGCCAGAAUUCACCGGCGGACAGGUCUCCUUCGACAUGAGCUUGUUACGUUGUUACGACAGUGAACGGAACUUCUGGUGUUCCUCCCUGGCACCGCAUGAUUCGCCGCUGACUUCUGGCUCCGGUGGCGCUCGGCUCUGCCGCAUCACUUGUUCGAUGAAUGAUAACUUUGUAAGCUUCAGAGGCCUGCGAUCCUUUUUUGGUCAGCUUUUCUUUUUAAUAUGACUUUUGGUUCUUGAAAAGAUUUGUAUUUUAUACUUCAGGCAGUCUGCGGUCUUCUCAGGGGUUUAAAAACAAACAAGAGUUAAAGGAUCUAUCGAGGGGGGGACAAGAAGUAUAUAUAAAUAUAUAUAUAUAUAUAUACAGAUAUACAUAUUUUAUAUCUAUAUAGUGUCACGUGUUUGUCUGGAAACUUUCUUAUUUGACAGACAUUACUGUUUGAAAUCGCACAACUACUACUGAACAUUCACUCAGUGUGACCUCUGACCUUCAAACCUGGUGUCGAUAUUCCGAUGAUCGGGGUUCGAUUUGGCUGUGGGGGUGUUUCAGCAGGGUUUCUAUUGAAGAAGAAAUAAACAAGUUGAAAGUUCAUGAUAAAGUCAUUGAGGUGGGACAUAAAUUGAUCAAAUUAAUUAGAGGUUCAUAAUUAAUGAAUCGCGAUUAAUCGCGUUUUGAUAUUUGACGACAGAAUGAUGGAAUUUAACCUGCACACGUUAGGGAGGAAGUUCACCUCUCCUUGCGACAUUUUGUGCUUCUAUCCAGAAGUUUUUGAACUUUUGCAAUAUAUAAUAAUAAUUUAGCCUCCGUCAUCGUAAAUGCUGUGACAUCAUAUUGUAUGUUAUGUAUAUAUUUUAUCAAAGGCAAACAGUUAUAGCCCCGCCCCUGGUGACUCAACCUUUUGUGGUUCAUAUUUUAUUGACCUUUCGAUGGACUCAGAUGUCACGUAAACACGUCAGACUUCUUCUUUGUUGUAAUAAUGCGAGUAAAAUCUGUUGGGAAAUGACAUGUACCAUGAAAUGCACUGAGCACUUGAGCUACAUGAGCACUAACUGAAACAAAUUCAAGUGGAAUUAUAAGCAUAAAUAGCAUAGUUUGUUUUUAAGAGCGCUCAAUUUCUCGCCAUGAUUUGAUCCACCCAGGCCCCACAGCCAUUCUUGCCCCAGGUUUGACUGUCAGAUCCCCACCUGAGGUCCAAUCUACUUUUUAUUUCCUGCAUGGACUUUCUUCUGAAGUGAUCACGCCAAAGAACAGAUGUAAAAGUGUGUACUUACAAUAGUCCUCCAUAAACAUGCUCCGAAGGAAUGUUAAACCAGAAUGUUCCGCCAACAAGCGCGGACUGUCUGUUGCUGUCGUCUCCUUUGAGGCCCGUCGAAUCUUGCAUCGUUCUGCCCUUCAGAAAAAGCCAAAUGCUGCUGAACUGAACAUCAGCUGAACAUCAACACACACACACACACACACACACACACACAAGCAGAGCUGGUAAAACAGGGUUUUCAUCGACAAGCAGAGUCGUUGUUUUUUUAAGUUCGGUGGUCCUGACUGCAACAGGAAGCUGAAUGAAAGCCCUUCGAUUCGGGGUGGCAGUAGGUCCGAGUGGUCACGAUGGCUGCCACCCUUGGGAGUCCACCAUCACGGUGGUGCUCCAACCACUCACGUGUUGCUAAGACAGUAAAAUGUAAUCUUGGUUUCAUUGUUCAGACUUUAGUAGACUAGCUGAGGCCUCACAUGUACGGCCUUCACAUGUAGUAGCAAAUACUCCGGCUGCACAGUGCUGGCAUGAAACAAUAGGAAGUGAUGGACUUUGUCUCCUGUUUGUUUGUCAAACCAGCGCCGCAGUGCUUCGUCUUUCGUCCUCUGACUGUGCAGCCUGUUAGCAAACACAAACUGGUUAUAACGCUAGAGUUACAGCGCGGCACCACUGCCCUCUCCUUCCGCUUCGUAGAAAUGGUAGACUGGACUUUCUCACCAAUAUACACAACUUCAAAGUGUCUCUGUCCUUUGUGUUUUGCGCCGGUGUGGGCGUUGGCUGUCGGCCCCAAAUGUGCUCUGACGAUCUCUGAAUUUUGUUGCCGUCAGGUCAGCUUUCCACUUGAUACCUUUGUCGCAGCAGCAUGAGCAGAUCCGAUGGAAUGUUUGGUUUGGAAGGCGCCCCUGGGCCAUUUGGCUUCUGAGCGUUGCAACAGAGAAAUGUGCUGGUGUGGAUCCUGGUAAUCAUAAUGGCAGGUUGAGGAAUCACACCUACACUCACGUCCGCUGGAGCCCAGCGUUCCACCUCGGCUGCUGCUGCUGCUGCUGCUGCUGCUGCUGCUGCUGGUUCGGAGCCAGCACUGAUCGCUGCAGGUAAUUGGAGCGUUGCCGACAUUCACAGAGCUGCUGUCUACUGCUGUAAAACUUCUCGGAAAGAUCGGUGCACCAGCAGGGCUGGGUUCCUCACAACUUCCUCAGCUGGGAAAAGAGCCUGUUUGAAGCAGGAUUAGCAUUCCACACAACCCAGAGCUGCACGGUGUCAGGAAGCCUGGCAUCCCCGUCAUAAAGUACCAUCAUGGUUGAUCAAUAUUGCCAUACUUAAAAAUAGAUGUUUUAGGACUCAUUUUGAGUGAAAAGGAAAAGGAUUUCACAGAGAGAAAGGUACUAUUUAUCUGACAACUUAAGGUCUCGUCUGACAACUAAGUGCAGAAUGUUAGCAGUAGUUAGCUAAGAAGGCUAAUUGCUAAUGUGGGAUAUUUGACAUGGAAAGUUGGAUUAUUAAAAUUGUUUCCAGGCCAAUCGGCAACCUUGAAAGUACUCUAUUUUAAGAUGAACUGUUUAUUAAAUAUGUUUGUUUUCACGUCAGGAAUUCAGGCAUUGCACCAGAGCUACCAAUAUUAUGUUUACAAAGUACUAUGUUUGCGUUGUACUUUGUACUACAAAGUACACAGUAAAGUGGGAUAAAUUAAAAACAAUUAGUAACUUGUUUAAAAUGUUCAACCCAAAACAUUUCAUGUUUUGAAACGCAAGUUAGGGUUGACUAAAAGUAACGUCUGUGAUAUUUUUGAAAGUGAAUGAAUAGAACUGGAGCAGUUACGAACUAAUGUGGCAAGAAACUGACAAUUUAGUGUAUUAAAUGAAUAAAUAAAUGAUAAAUAAAAUAAAGGUUCACUCCUUCUUAACAUCAGCUAAAGUUGUUUAUUUUUAUAAGAUAUGUACACAUUCAUUAUUUUAUUUAUGUUAGGCAUGUUGCAUUUGUGGCACUAGAUGCAGCUCUGGAUAGCAAAACACUUAACUGAUUUGCCUCCACCACGACAAGUUAUUUGUUAUUGAACGAUGCUCCUGAGGAAGUUCUGAGGAGCCGGAAGCACGUCUGCACUUCCAGUUUUUCUCUUGUUGCUCCUUCAUCCAAUAAAAAGUGGUUUGAGGCUGUC